AUGGAUCUGGUCCCGCCCGUCUCCGACUACCCCAGUCCCACCGCCGCCCGCACCAGGAUGUCGGUGCCGGGGUACGACGUCAUGUUCGGGAAGCUCUCGCUGCGCGGCCUCUUCGACGACUACUUCAUGCAGCGCGGCGGCAUCGACACGCGCUUCGUGCUCAAGGCCAAGGAAGAUCCUCGCCUUCAGCUGGCCGCCACCAUUUCUACAAGCAGCGACAUGGAGGCCCAGUUUCGGUGGCACAGGGAUUUAGAUAAUCCACACACAUUUGUGGACUUGACUGCGUCCGCUUCGGAACCCAUGUUGCGGCUAAGAUCAUGCGCUUACUAUCCAAAGUACGGUAUUGGCGCCUUUGGAACAUUCCCUUUCCUUAUGACAAACAGGGUGCGUUCCGAAGACUACGGUGUCAUGGGUUUAAGAUAUGGUUCAAGGAAUCUGUCGAUUGGAGCAUCUUUUCUACCAUUUGCUUUAUCUGGUGAGGUACCCUAUAGUGCAUGGUUGGUCGGAAGAAGAGGAGGUUUAAGUGCAGGGGUCCAAUACAAGCCACUUAGUGGAAGCAAGCAUCCUGUGCCGUUUACUGACCCGAUGAACUGGAAUUGUGCAAUCAGUUAUGGCAUGGGAUCAAAUAGCCCACUCAGCCCUUCACUCAAUUUUGCCCUAGAGCUUGUCAGAAAUACACAGCUGGUUGCAUCGUUUUAUCGGAACCAUGUUGUGGGCUGCACGGAAGGAAAUACUGAAUACGACUUCAUUAGUCCGACAAACUCCAUUGAUCUUGGGCUUGAGCUGGCCAAAAGGUUGAAUAGAGACAAACCACCAGAAAAUGCAAACGAUUUGUCGUUUCAGAUAGCUGCAUGUUGGAAGCCUAAUGAACAUGUGUUAGUAAAGGGGAAGGCAGGUCUCUCCAAAUCGUCCUUUGCUAUGGUGCUAAACCAUCCGAUCAUGACCUUCUUAACAUUUAACGUCGCAGUUGAACGUGACCACAAGCAGGGUACGGGGUCCUAUGGAUUUGGGUUUUGUUUUAAGGAUAUAUGA
Molecule: messenger RNA, 1032 nt
Organism: Triticum turgidum subsp. durum (durum wheat)
Lineage: Eukaryota; Viridiplantae; Streptophyta; Magnoliopsida; Poales; Poaceae
Source: the annotation of a GenBank genome assembly